Messenger RNA from Onychostoma macrolepis, 1262 nucleotides. RefSeq names its product ribonuclease H2, subunit B (gene rnaseh2b). The coding region runs from base 283 to 1203 and encodes 306 amino acids. Gene Ontology annotation, cellular component: nucleoplasm; ribonuclease H2 complex. Gene Ontology annotation, biological process: RNA catabolic process; ribonucleotide metabolic process. NCBI's taxonomy places the organism in Eukaryota, Metazoa, Chordata, Actinopteri, Cypriniformes, Cyprinidae. The transcript is spliced from 11 exons. The record is from RefSeq and is a predicted model, not a curated record.
UCAAAUUAGGCGCUGUUCUCUUUUCACAUUAAUUAAAGAUUUUGGAUAAGAUUUAUUUAUUUACACGUGCUAUUGAAAAAAGUUAGUAUACAUGCAUAGCCAGACGUAAAGUUGUAUCAGAAUAAAACGUUACUUCGAGGUUCACACCCUAUCUGUACUGAACACAAAUAUUUGCCGCCAUUUUUCUGGAGGCAGAACCUCUGCUAACAGGUCUUGCGUUCUUACAUUAUUAUCAUCACACAACCAGUUGACACAGUUUAACGUUUUAAGUCAGUCCCUGAAAUGACUACUAAAAAGAAACGUUCUGCGAACACCGACAGCGACAGCUGGGUUGUCAUUGCUCCAGAUUCAGCACUGGACACAGGCAGGUCUGAAGAGGGUGAUCCGUCCUUCAUCAAACUAAAGAAUCCUGCUACAGGCAGUUCUUCACUGUACCUGUUUGGCUGUGGCGAUGUCAGUGUUUAUGAAGUAAAAGCCUUUUCUGAAGACUUUCGGUCUUGGUUCAUUGGACAGACAGUGCAAAGAGAUGGUAGACUGCUGUAUGUGACUCCCAUUGAUCCUUUAUUUCUGCUGUUGCCAUACAUUAGCAGUACUGCCACCGAGGGAAAGUUCCAGCCGGCGAAGCAGAUGAUUAUGGAUGAGGAUUACCCUGGAUGCACAAGACUUCUGCAUUGCAAACAGGGACUGGAUUCCCUUCAUCAUGUGGCUGAUGAGAAAGAGGUAGGCGGUUUAAAGUUUCACAGAUAUAACCAGGAGAAGACCUUAGAGUGGCUCAAGAAAAAGGUCCAACGCACAGUAAUAACACUCAAAAAGAGCAACAUAUCUGUGGGCGGAGGAGUGAAAUCCAGCAUGUUCGUCAGAGUGAAACAUGAAGAUGCUACUGAAGAGGACUACUUGCGUUAUGCACAUGGUCUCAUAUCAGAGUACAUCAGUGAAGACCUGAGCAAAGCUCUCCUCAAGCAUCUGCAGUUGCCAGAGAUAUCCAGCCCUAAAGAGACCGAGCCGCCUUCUAAGAAACGGAAACUGUCCGAUAAACCAGUAGAGGCUGGGGAAGACUACACCAAGUUCAACAGUGCUGAUUUUGCACGAAAACCACAGAAGAAGAUGACUGCAGCUCAGAAGAGUCUUGCCAAAGUAGACAAAACUGGCAUGAAGAGCUUGUCAGCGUUCUUCAGCCCCAAAGUCAAACAAGAGAAGAACUGAGUGAGUGUUUGUGUGAGUGUCAAAACAUUUUGCUAAUAAAGUUAUUAGAAAAUAAUUUC